Chara braunii is the source of this 1507-nucleotide messenger RNA. Lineage: Eukaryota; Viridiplantae; Streptophyta; Charophyceae; Charales; Characeae. The record is from the annotation of a GenBank genome assembly.
AAAGUUCCCUUUUUGCAUCCGCCAUUGACACUCAUUCCCCCUCCUCGUUCUCGUCUUCGUUACGCUAGGCGGCUUGUAUCGACAUCAGCAGCCAUGCCGAAGCAAAUUCAUGAGAUCAAGGAUUUCCUGCUAACCGCACGACGGAAGGAUGCAAGAUCCGUCAAGAUCAAGAAGACGGGAGAUGUUGUGAAGUUCAAGGUCCGAUGUCGCAAGUACCUUUACACGCUCUGUGUAACGGAUACCGACAAAGCUGACAAGCUUAAGCAGUCGCUUCCUCCAGGUCUCCAUGUCACCGACAUCUAGAUGUCAAGGAACACGCGUAAUAACGAGGAUGGCAGAAGCUGAGGGAGAAGAUGGCGAGGAUGAAACAGAAUGUGUGGUUGAUCGGGAUGGGCUUCUCUGGCUAUUCGUUUUUGAGGAUUCGAACUCCCGUCGUGCGGUUUAAUUACCUCCUGGCUGGCUCGCUGGAUCUAUCUUGGAAGACGGCGAUUAGCCAGCAGGAGUGGGGGAAAAGGACGCGGAAUGCGGAUUUGAACUCCCGUCGUGCAGUUGAAUUACCUGCUGGCUGGCUGGCUGGCUGGCGUGUUCGCUGGAUUUAUUUUUGAGAUGGCGGUUAACCAGCAGGAGAUCGUGGAAUCCAUCUUUGAAGAUGUCGAAUGACCAGCAGGAGCGGGGGAAAAGGAGGGAGGCAGAAUGCGGAUUCGGAGCCCCGUCGUGUGUAUAAGUACCUGCUGGCUGGCUGGCUGGCUGGCUCGCUGGAUCUGACUUUGAGAUGACGAUUAACGAGCAGGAGAGGGGGGGAGAUCGUCGGAGGACUGCGGGGAAGGAGAGACAGCGGCAUAAUGUGAGGGGUGUCUGAGCUGGUUAUAUCCUGUCCUGUGGGCAAUCAGCGUGCAGUAAUGCAUUUGUGAGCUCAAAUGCAGUUUUGUCUGAAGUAUAUACCGUGACGUCAAGAAAUUCGUAACCUGAAAUGGAUUUUGUGUAAAAGACGAGGGUGGGAGGAUGGGAAGAUGGUUUUUGUGUGCGCCUGUGGGGUGGCAUCGGUCGCUGUUUUCUUUAUAUCAGUCAUGCGGUGUGCAUCUGUUUUGCCCUAACGUGACUUCUUGUCCCCCUGAUUUGAAUAGCGAUCCCUGAUCCACAAUGGCCGUCGUUCAGUCUGGCCCUCGAUCAGUCCACAGGGUGCGUCGGUUGCAUCGGUUGCGCGUUUUUGAGUGUUGGACAGCCAUGGUGUAUGUACCAGACUCUCUAGCGUGUCUGGUUUUGUGAAGGACUCCAGGAUUUUAACUUUUUUCGGAAGUGUCUUGUCUUGUUUUCAGUGUGGUUGAAUGUCGGCUCUUAUGAUCUGGUGUGAUGAUGAUGCGUAUUGAGCUUUGAUUCUGUCGUCAUGUGAAGCAAAGGCUAUGGGAAUGUCGGAUUUGGAGAGAGUGACGAUAUAAGGCCUCGGAACUCUCUUCAUUGCAAUAGCCAUGCUAUUCACAUGUGGACAGAAUCAAAGCUCAAAGGUGCA